This is a messenger RNA of Plectropomus leopardus (leopard coralgrouper), 1737 nucleotides long. RefSeq lists its product as uncharacterized. Gene Ontology annotation, molecular function: RNA binding. Gene Ontology annotation, cellular component: ASAP complex; nucleoplasm; cytoplasm. Gene Ontology annotation, biological process: mRNA splicing, via spliceosome. NCBI's taxonomy places the organism in Eukaryota, Metazoa, Chordata, Actinopteri, Perciformes, Serranidae. The record is from RefSeq and is a predicted model, not a curated record.
GAGCACUUUCCCCAAAAUACAUCGGCUGGACGUUCAUACUCACACCUGAGUUCACCCCUACCAGGAAACGAGCCAAGAUGAUAAUCUCGAAUGAUCUGGCAACCUGGCAUGUCAGUACCAACACGGCACCUACAAACAGAAAAGAGUUGUUCAGAAGUAGUGAGUUCUUCCUGCCGAAGCGGACCGCCAGAGGCCCAGCCAGCAAGGCUCCGAGCCACCCGCCCAGCGAGAAGGCAGACACAACCAGGGUCCACACUAGGGUCAACUGUGGGGACUCCAAGCCGAUGCCCCAGCGCUCCACGGCGCCAUCCCCAACAAAGAGGAAGGAGGAUGACAAGAGUAAACAACGAGGUAAGGAGAAGUCAGGAGCCACAAAAGAGGGAGCUGAAAAAGACCGGGGUCGAGAGAAGAACCGCACACGGCGCAGUGCUUCCAGUGGAAGUAGCAGCUCCAGCUCCAGCAGCAGCUCCGGCUCCAGCUCAGGCUCCUCCAGUGGCUCCAGCUCCUCUGCCUCCAGCCACUCCGGCUCAUCCAGCUCCCGCUCCUCUUCCUCCUCCUCUUCCUCCUCACCCAGCCCCAGCCGCCAGCGCCACAACAACAGACGACGAUCACGCUCCAAGUCAAAGUCAGCGAAGAAGGAGGAAAGGGACAGACGACGUCGGAGCCCCACACCCAAACCCACCAAGGUCUACCUGGGCCGGCUGACCAGAAAUGUUAUCAAGGAACACAUCCAGGAGAUCUUCUCCACUUACGGCAAGAUCAAGAUGAUUGAAAUGCCCAUGCACCGCAUCCACCCUCACCUGUCCAAAGGUUACGCCUACGUGGAGUUCGAGACAGCCGAGGAGGCGGAGAAGGCCCUGAAACACAUGGACGGAGGUCAGAUUGACGGGCAGGAGAUCACCGUCACGGCUGUACUGACUCCCACAGUGCGCCCUCCCCCCCGCAGGCUGUCCCCUCCACGCAGGAUGCUUCCUCCACCAAUGUGGCGACGCACUCCGCCUCGGAUGAGGAGAAGGUCUCGGUCUCCACGGAGACGCUCACCAGUGCGUCGCAGGUCACGGUCACCAGGCCGCCGCCGUCACAGGUCACGCUCCAGCUCCAAUUCUUCCGUUAAGGGAAGAAACCCCCUCCUCCUCCUCCUCCUCCUUUGCGUCUCCUCUGGAUCUGGUCCUCCGCUGUGUCUUUUUAGUCAGUGUGAACAAACAUUACGGUUAAUCAGAAACCACAUAAUGAGAGCAUGGAUACCAACAUACAGCAUUACUGUAUUCCUGAGUCAGUUAUUUCUCCCAGUGCUUAAAUUAGUAUGAAAUCAGGUGAGCUGAGUGUGUUCACGUCAGACGCUGUCAUCAGCUGGAAUCACAUGUGAUUCUAGCGUCUGUGUUCUUAUCGCUGAACCAGUAAGUUGACGAAUGUCUUUAAGACGAAAUCCACGUGGUACAGCCAAAAUGUUCACUUUUAAAUUAGAGUUACUGAUUUUAAAUGGUGCUGCUGUUUAUAUAUAUCAGUAUUGCGUUCAACAUUUGUCCGGCAUUAGUUCUUACAGGAAAUCGUAAUUACAAAGGCAGCUACACAAGCGAGUCACGCCAUGUUUAAGUCCCUCUCCAGACACGUUGUAAAGCGUGUGAAAAUACUUCAUGCCGAUAUUUUGUUUAACAUCUGAAAAUGCUGGAAGAUCUACCGUUUCUCUGUCAGUCACUUAAAACUUGGUCUUACUAGAAUAAAGUUUGGAAACUGAUA